Acanthopagrus latus (yellowfin seabream) is the source of this 1562-nucleotide messenger RNA. RefSeq names its product interleukin 19 like (gene il20). The coding region runs from base 4 to 513 and encodes 169 amino acids. The record is from RefSeq and is a predicted model, not a curated record. The transcript is spliced from 5 exons. NCBI's taxonomy places the organism in Eukaryota, Metazoa, Chordata, Actinopteri, Spariformes, Sparidae.
GUGAUGAAGAUGCUGCUCAGCCUGCUCCUCCUCCUCGCCUGUCUGAAUGAGCUCGUCCAGAGCCGAGCUUUGCACCUGGACAGCUGCUCUGUCAAUGUUCACACACAUGAGCUGCGAAAAUAUUACUCGACAAUAAGAUCAAAUGCGAUAGCAGGAGAUAGUGAGGUCGGAGUGAAGCUCCUGGAAAAAUCAUUGAUCAAAAAUGUUCAGGACGGUCAGACGUGCUGCUUCCUGCAUCUCGUGCUGCGUUUCUACGUUGAGAGAGUGUUCAGCAACUACGCCUCUUCUGAGCCACAGGAUCAGAGCUGCUCCAGCGCCCUGGCCAACGCUUUUGUCAGCAUCAGGAGGGACAUACAUAAAUGUCACUGCCAAUGUUCAGAGGACACACAGAGGAAAGUGGACUCGCUGCAUGCUGAGUUUAUCAAGCUUGAAAUAAGCCAGGCAGCACAGAAGGCUGUGGGAGAGCUGGACACCGUGCUGGAGUGGCUGGAGGGACUCAAAACGCUCAGAUGAUCAGACGGACACCGUGUGAAAUCACACUGCGAUCCCAAAGUGCCCUGAGCUCAUAAAGUAACUCCCGAUCUGACAGGAAGCAGAGAGGAGGAUGGGAAAUAUUCUUUUUUUUUUCUGUGCCAUUAUGCAUUUCUCUAUUUUGCACUUGAAUGAAUUUAACGUGUGUGCAUGUUAUCCACUAGUAUGUACUAAAUGUUUUUGAUGCUGUGUUUAUAAUUCAUAUGACUUAAAAUAUUUAUAUUUAUCAGGAGCAGACAGCUGUCGAGGCUUUUCAUGUGUGUUUAAGAUUAUUAUGCAGAUUAUAGAUAUUGUUCAAUGUCAUCUUCUCAAUUUGAACAGUGCUUUGAUUUAAACUUUUUUAACUUGGAAUGUUUUUAAUUUCAACAUCAAUGAAAUAAAAACUCUUGCCUUGCCUGCAAACUUUGGGUGUUUUCUUUAACACAAACACAUGAUGACUGCUGAUUGGACGCAGCAGCAGCAGCAGCAGCAGCAGCAGCAGCAGCUGGGUUGGUUGAGGCUUCCUAAACUGAGUCUGAGUUACAAGAAGUCUGGCACAAUAAUGACUUUUUUGCUGAUUCGAAUUUACUGGAUCAUCUGCUUCCUCUAACUCACAAAUCAGUGACCUAAAAAAAAUCAAAGAACAGAAGAUUCUCAUACUCUGAUAUAACAUGCCACAGUCUCACUUCCUGUCUUUCGAAACUUGACAUGUCAUCAGUUUCUUGUUUUUUUUUUUUUUGUUUUUUUUUUUGUUUUUUUCAGUUUCAGGAAAUAAUUGUUCUGCGUCUUGACAGACAGGAUUAGUAAUACUGAACCAGUGGCGGAGGAAGUACCGAGCUACUGUACUUCAAGUAAAAGUACAUACAACAAUGUAAACGUACUCUGUUACAGUGUAAGUCCUGCAUUUAAUACCUUACUUAGAUGCAAAGUAUGGAUCUAUUAUCAGCAAAUUGUAGUAAAAGCAGAGGUGGCAAAAGUACACACAUUCCUUACUCAAGUAGAAGUACAGAUGCUUGAGUGAUGAUAGAUGAUUCUACCACUCGCUAACUGAA